Molecule: messenger RNA, 524 nt
Organism: Dothidotthia symphoricarpi CBS 119687
Lineage: Eukaryota; Fungi; Ascomycota; Dothideomycetes; Pleosporales; Dothidotthiaceae
Exons: 1
Coding region: 116-454 (112 amino acids)
Source: RefSeq, a predicted model, not a curated record
UGUUGCCUAAAGUGCUGUCAAAGCUGACGACGGUUAUGGUGGCAUCGACCGCUCUUUGAACCAUUGCGUGUGGCACACCGAAAUUGGACACGCUCCUCGACAACUCUAGAAUGAAAUGAGCACAGAACCUCUUUUGAGUUUCAUUUCUCUACACGCACAGUUUGUCUUUUCCCUUCUAUCGCCUACAUUAGGCUACAUAUUCUAUCCCUUUGCUCUGUGUGUCCAAUUAUCUAUCUAUAUCUUGCGGUCUUCCUUUCUGGUCCAUGCCAAUAGCAGCUUAAGUAAUACCUUGUCUUGUUUGUGGGUUCCCAUGUACUGUUCUAUCUUUGGUUGUGCCUGCUGUCCUUCUGUUGACAAAAGUUCAUUCAUUGUGAAUUGUGCUCCACCUCCUUGUCAGUCUUGCCUCGGUUUCCCUCCCUGUGUUCCUAUACUACUUCACUCAAGUCCAAUAUGACAUCACUACUCUGUUUGGAGGGUCUCCACUCUAUGCCGUUGUUUCUCACAACCGUCUUUCAGCUGUCAUU